Messenger RNA from Rhagoletis pomonella (apple maggot), 1700 nucleotides. RefSeq lists its product as uncharacterized. Bases 980 to 1372 code for a protein of 130 amino acids. The transcript has 4 exons. NCBI's taxonomy places the organism in Eukaryota, Metazoa, Arthropoda, Insecta, Diptera, Tephritidae. The record is from RefSeq and is a predicted model, not a curated record.
AAACUAAUGUGUACUCAAAUCAAGAACAUAACAGAUAUUCUUAUUGUUGGUUUCAAAAUUCUUAAAAGAAGAAUCAAAAAUCUUAAAGUUGAGUACAACGACGCUCAACCGUUAUUCUUUACAAGUCAUGGCAUGCAUACGCUGCUGUCAGCGUGCCAGCAGUACUCACAUCUGUGUUUGUUUAUAUAUCUGUGCAAGUGUAGCGACAUUCAUACGCAGCCGGACAAUCGUAGUUGCCUUUGAAUUUUUUAUACAUACAUACGUUGCUGAUAGUAAGGAGCGAAGCGUCAGCAAGGCCCACAUUUGUGUUGUUAGGUCGGUGUUAUGCAGAAAUUUUGUUUGGCAAACUGCGUGAAAUUGUUGUUGCAGCAAACUCGGAGAGAGAGAGUUUGGUGACUCUCACAGCAAACAAAAUUUGUUGGGCCAAACAGAUGAAAAAUAAGUGUUGCCAUACACAAAAAUUUGCUGGAAAAUACAGUAUUGCCAUACGAUACGGUAGAUGUUGCAGUUAUACACAAAACAUGUUUAUUCCAGAAGAAAACGCGCUGAGUAUAUGUACUGCUAACGCAAAAUUUUCGAUAUAAAGAUAUUUAAUAUCCGCGCGAAUAUAAAAGUUAUUAAAAAAUGUAUAUCUCCUGGAGCCGAGCGUUAACGGAAGAAUUAAUAAAUCUUCUCCAGGCCCGAGAGUGUCUUUGGAACACAAAGCAUUGCCAUUAUAGUGACAGGGAUAAGCGAAAUGCGGCAAUAAAUGGAAUUCACGACGUUUUGGUGACGAAAGAUCCCCUUGUGACCCCAAAAAACAUUAGGGAAAAAAUUCAAGGACUGCGCUCACAAUUUCGGAGAGAAGUGAGGGCAAUUGAAGCCAGUAAACGGAGUGGAUGCGGCGCAGCAGAUGUGAAAACACCCAAAAUGUGGUGUUACGAGCUGCUCCAGUUUCUACGUCCAAACGUAGAAAUAAGGGUGACGCAGGAUAGUUUAAAUGAUGAAAACAGGCCACAAACGAUACGAUACGGACAAUAAUAUAAACACGGAUAACGCCUCGUUGAGGGACGAACCGUCGUUUCAGGUUUCAUCAUCUUGCAGAAAACGAAAUAAGGCUCAUUUUCAACAAAAGGUACAACAGGGAUUAAAAGAGUUGACAAAUAUAAUGGUGACAAACACAAAAAGGAAAUAUGAGUGGUUUGGCGAGGAGGUGGUCAGCAUACUGGAUGGUAUGAAAAGUGAGGACGUUGCUCUGGAAACCAUUGAUGCCAUCCAUUCCCUGCUAUCUUCCGCCAGAAAAAAAGACAAGGAAGUAACAAACUCCGCGACAACUCGGGAUAUUUUAAGUUUAGCUUUAGAUGGUGUUUUAGAUGAUAGCGAUUUGGAAUAGAUUUUAAGUUAAUGUAAGUUUUUAAUGAAUUUUACGGUUGUGGUAGGUGAUAAGUUUUAAUGAAUUUUUUUAUUUUUACUUAAUAUCGUCACCUGACGGGAAGAGCGACCUAUGUCGGCAGCCAAUUCGAAAACGGCCUAUCUCAGAAAUUAUUCAAGAACGCCCCACUUCAGAAUUUGACUGAAGAACGCCCUAUUUCAGAAUUUUAUUGAAAAACACCCUAUCUCAGAAUUCGGCUCAAAAACGCCCUAUCUCAGCUGGAAAUACAUUGAAAAUGUACUGAGAUAGGGUGUUUUUGAAUCGCCAGCUGAGAUAGGGUUUUUUUUUU